CUUUACGAUAGCAAAUACAUAGGAUUUAGCAAAUGUGGAUUGACUUUAAGAUGUUUUAGUUUAGGAGAACAUUGCUUUUCUGCCGGUUCAGUUUCCCAUACAUAUUCUCCUGGAAGAUAAAUGUGUCCAUCCCUUUAAGUCUUUUAUGUGAAAAUGGUCAAAGAUGUUACAAGUACUAAGAAAAGUUUUCUGGGAAAAGACUUCUCCUUCUUGACCAGCGCAACGUGUGACGUGCUGUCCAACUUUUAUAAAAUUUUUAAUGCCCGCCAAGACUUACUGAGACGUUGUUUUAUACAAUCAUUUCUAACGUACAACAUGUCGGAAUAUUUAGCCGUAAAAUUUAACGACGUUAUGCAAACACAAAUGCAUCAAUGGUGAAAUUCUGCUAAAUCUUGUCUUCUUACUGUCAUGUAACGUACGUGAUUGCUUGACAAUUUCCGGUGUGGCAUACUUUAACUUGUUUAUGUUGUCAAUCCUCACGUUCCGACUACAGGCGUUGUUGAGAAGACCAUACUGAUUUGGUUGAGUUUCAUUUUACCGUCGUAAUAUUUCAGAUAGGUGCAAAAAUUUACUUGACCGAGAUGGGUAACGACACAUCAAAGCCAUUACCUCAAGUCAAUGUUGGCUUUUCUACCAUGUGUAUAUCUCUUCACGACACUGAUUGCAUCACUGUUCUUCACCAUGAUCAAGAUGCACUGUCGACCAUAAGGCAGGCAAUUAUGGAAUCUUGGCCCCACGGCAUUCAAAACGAAUAUGCCAUUUGUGGGACGGGUCAUGCAUUCAAAGUUAUAGGUAAUCCAUUUAAUUCACCUGAAUCGAUUAGCUCUCGAAAUUCACGACAAAUGAUAGCGACAAUCCUUCAUAGAUUAUACAACAUUGGGCGAAGAGUGGUGGUAUCAUGUGACCUCGGACGCUUGAACGAUAAAAGUGCGGUGUUUCUCACACGAUCUCCCAGCCAUUUCUCAUCGGCAUAUCCAUUUGUCUGCGUUGGCUUGAGCAGCACCGACAAACUUAUGAUUAUCAAUCUGCCAACCCAGCUCGUCGAAACCUUUAAGCAGACAGUCCGCCGCAAUUGGACGAGAGGAAUUCAAAAUGAAUCCUAUCAAAAUGGAGUGUUUGAGAUAAAGAUGUGCGGUAACCCUUGGGAGUCAACGGACGAGCAAUCCAUCAUGGCAAAACUGCUGCUCCAAAAUUUAGUCGGGUUUUUUUAUCAACACCAAUACUCCUUCGCUGUCAACGUGAACCUCAAAAGUACCGCAGACUCUCUCUUCUUUCGCCACGAUCCCGACCUGCCCGCAGGCUCGUUCCCCCAACUUUGUACGAUAAGCCUUAAUCGUACCGAUCGUCUCCGAAUUCUUUGCGCCCCCGAGCCGAUCAUAACAAUAAUACGCGGUGUUAUACAAAGCGUAUGGUCACCAGUACGAUUCAGAAUGAGAAAGACCAUCAUGGAAGCUGGGAAUUCAAACUUUCAGGCAAUCCUUGGCAUUCUUCAAAGGGAGUCGGUGAUGGCAAGCAUGACUAUACAUAACGUUGUUCUUUCUACUUUUUUUAGGUAUUUAAUUCUCAAGAUUUUGGAAGCAAUGAUGGUACAGGGUUGGCAUAACAUAGCAGCCAUAGAUAUCUCACGUCGCCUAAGUGAUAAAUCCGUGUUGAUAUUUAAAAAAGGCGAGCCCAAAUGCUGUCCGGUCAUGUGUCUCAGUUUAACGGAUUCGGAUAAAUUGCGUCUGAUCAACGCGCCACAUGAACUGGACGAUACGUUCAAGGAGAUUGUCCUUAGCCGCUGGAUGAAUGGGAUCCAGGAAGAAAAAAUAAUGAACCUUAGUUUUGGUGGCGUACGCCAAUUGAAACUCAGAGGUUGUCCGUGGAACGGUGGAAUAAACAACGAUACGUGUCACAUGCGCAGCUUUCUUUGCAACGUUAUAGAGGCGUACGCAGCACGUGGUUGGCGCGUGUUGAUGGCAGGGGACGUCUCGGCCAAAUACGAAAGUAACUGCUGCUGUGAACCUGACUACCCCAUUGAUGUCCACAGCUUUUGGUUUGUUUGCGACGGAAUGCAACUAUCCUCACCUCCAACAGCACAUUAUCCUACUUCCGGCUACGGCAUCAUGCCUUCUCCUAAUGCAGAGAACCCACCAACCGCACCUUACCCACCAACCACAGGAUAUGGAUUGCACCUAAUCCUAACCCAAACAUUUCUCCACACGAACCUCCUCCUACAUAUGGUCAGGCCGUCGGUUGGGAAGCAGGAAGAAAUUGAAGGAAACACGACUUUAUGA
This is a messenger RNA of Xenia sp. Carnegie-2017, 2276 nucleotides long. RefSeq lists its product as uncharacterized. The transcript is spliced from 4 exons. The record is from RefSeq and is a predicted model, not a curated record. Lineage: Eukaryota; Metazoa; Cnidaria; Anthozoa; Malacalcyonacea; Xeniidae. Bases 582 to 2276 code for a protein of 564 amino acids.